CCCCCCGAAUGGGAGGAGCAGGUAGUGCGUUGGGCUUCCUUCCUUCGGAAGAAAUGGGUCCCUGUGACGGGUAUGAUGGUUCAUAUUUAUGCUAAAGCUUGCUAUCUCAGUUUAGCUCUGCCGGUUGAUAAGUUCGCAGCGUCCCAAACGUGGAGGUUGGUUUUCCUUCUCUGCAACAAGUUUUCAAUGCGCCAGAGCCAGAACAGACCGGAGACGGCAGUCGCACAAGCAGAAAAAAAAAUGGUGGGUAAGGGAAGGAAAAUAUGUCAAAGCUUGGUGAAGGCCAGGUUUUAA
Molecule: messenger RNA, 294 nt
Organism: Phytophthora sojae
Lineage: Eukaryota; Oomycota; Peronosporomycetes; Peronosporales; Peronosporaceae
Exons: 1
Source: RefSeq, a predicted model, not a curated record